UUAAAUUAUUGUUAAAAUCAUUCUACAUUUAAAGUUUAAUCAAUAUUGUGUGAUGAAAUAAAAUGUUCUUAUGAAGGAGAGGCUUGAUGAAUACAGUGGCAGUGAUGUUUGUGCACUAAUUCAUAUAAAUCACAUCUUUAUUGUGGAAUAAACUGGAAUAUAUGUAUAUAUAUAUUUAAUUUCAAUAAUAUAUCAGUAUAUCUACAGCUAAAUAUGUCACAAGAAUAAAGAAAACUAGUAGUUUUGAUAUUAGUUUUUGUGCUCUCAGUAAAGAGUCGACUUCAUUACGCAGUGUAAUGUUUAGAUCGAGCUCAUUUAGAGUCUGUUUGGGAUUGUUUUGAACACAUUAGUUUGAUGACAUGGAGAAAGUGAUCAGGAAAAACAUGAUCAGAUGUUAAUCGUUUUGAGAGCAACAUUUGUGAACACGGUCUUAGUUUAGGAGGGAAUAUCAGUUGAAAUGAUUGAACAACACUUUGAUGUAUUUGCGUCUCUGUUGAAGAUCUAAUCGUGUCAAACAUUUGUUACGCUGCACAGUAAACGAGUCUCGAGUUUCUGUUUCAAAGGAGGCUAUAAAAGAUGAAGAGCUUGAGCGUGAAGUUGGUUCUGGUCACUGUGCUUCUCCAGCUGUGCCUCUCUGUGCUGGAGGUCAACGCUGGUGGAGGAGCAGGAGCUAGACCAGCAGCAGCAGGAGUAGCAGUUCCUAAUUUUGGGGACCUGAUUAAAUUUCCACGAACCGGUUAUAGUCACUAUGGUAUAUUUGUUGGUGAUGGAAAUGUGCCUUUGAAUGGAAGGGGUGAUCACAACAUUUUUGAGAUGACAAGGAAACCACCCGGCUGCCGAUUCAGUACACAUGCAGGUCCCUUUAUAGUAGGAAAUAAGCAUUACAAUGAUACAGUACCCCAGACCCCGGAGCAAAUGGUAGCCACCAUUGAAGCUCUAAUGCGUCCUGAAGAUAAGUGGUGUAAAAAAUAUAGUCUUCGUAAGGAGAAUUGUGAACAUAUUGCCACAUUGGUUCGUUAUGGUAGAGCAAUGUGCAGACAGGAGGGAAAUGCAGCUGCAGGACUGGCUGGAUGGGCGAACUCGAGGGUCAAGCAAAAACGUCGUGAAGCUUCAGCAGCUGCUUGAACAUCAGCAUCACUUUCUUCUUUUCCUUUUAAUCUUCUAAUUGUGAAGAAGAUCUUAAUAAACCUGAAUGUAGCAAAUGCA
Messenger RNA from Megalobrama amblycephala (Wuchang bream), 1206 nucleotides. RefSeq names its product phospholipase A and acyltransferase 2-like. Gene Ontology annotation, molecular function: A2-type glycerophospholipase activity; glycerophospholipid phospholipase A1 activity. Gene Ontology annotation, biological process: N-acylphosphatidylethanolamine metabolic process. Gene Ontology annotation, cellular component: cytoplasm. Lineage: Eukaryota; Metazoa; Chordata; Actinopteri; Cypriniformes; Xenocyprididae. The transcript is spliced from 4 exons. The record is from RefSeq and is a predicted model, not a curated record. The coding region runs from base 577 to 1125 and encodes 182 amino acids.